CCGACCCAAAUAGAAGAAUCGGAAGAAGAAGAAGAAUCAGUUCCGUCGUGAGACACUGUCAUAACAUAAGAGUCGUGGACGCGGUUGGCUGUUGCUGUCUACGGUUCCAACUUCCAAGUUACAAGCUUCACCCAUUUUAUAAAAGUUACGGUUCGGUUCCGCUGCAUUCGUGCUUUCUAGCAACACAAAAUGAGCGCCAUCUCUUUCAGUUCCACCCAUUUGCACAGUUGGAAAAAUCCCAAGGGGUUUGGAAAGGUGAGAAAGCAACGAGAUGGGAAGCUACUUGUCAAGUGUUCCAGCAAGAGUGGGAACCCAACUUCAUUGCAAAAUGGGGUUCGUGUUGGUGUUCUUGGAGCUAGUGGCUACACUGGUUCUGAGGUUAUGCGACUCUUGGCUAAUCAUCCACAGUUUGGGAUUGCACUGAUGACUGCUGAUAGGAAAGCUGGGCAGCCAAUCUCUUCUGUAUUCCCACAUUUGAGCACUCGGGACUUGCCAGAUUUGAUUGCAAUAAAGGAUGCAAACUUUUCUGAUGUGGAUGCUGUAUUCUGUUGUUUGCCUCAUGGAACUACUCAGGAAAUUAUUAAAGGCCUACCAAAGCACUUGAAGAUUGUUGAUCUUUCUGCAGAUUUUCGUCUAAAAGAUCUUUCUGAGUAUGAAGAGUGGUAUGGUCAGCCGCAUAGAGCACCAGAUUUGCAGAAAGAAGCUAUAUAUGGAUUAACAGAGGUUUUAAGGGAGGAAAUAAAGAAUGCACGUCUAGUUGCUAAUCCUGGUUGUUAUCCAACUUCUGUUCAACUUCCUCUUGUCCCAUUGAUAAAGGCUAGUCUUAUUGAGCUUAAAAAUAUUAUCAUUGAUGCUAAAUCUGGUGUGAGUGGAGCAGGGCGCAGUGCCAAAGAAAAUUUAUUGUUCACUGAAGUAACUGAAGGUCUCAAUUCUUAUGGUGUUACCCUACAUCGCCAUGUUCCUGAAAUUGAGCAGGGACUUGCUGAUGCUUCAGGUUCAAAAGUAACUGUUAGUUUUACACCACAUCUAAUUCCAAUGAGCCGUGGUAUGCAAUCAACUAUUUAUGUGGAAAUGGCUCCAGGAGUGAGAAUUGAGGACCUGUACCAGCAACUGAAGCUCUCAUAUGAGAAUGAAGAAUUUGUUUUUGUGUUGGAAAAUGGAGUCAUUCCUCGAACUCACAGCGUUAAAGGGACUAAUUACUGUUUAAUCAAUGUUUUUCCAGACCGAAUUCCUGGAAGAGCAAUCAUUAUAUCUGUUAUUGAUAAUCUAGUGAAGGGAGCUUCAGGUCAAGCUUUACAAAACCUUAAUUUGUUAAUGGGAUUUCCAGAAAAUUUGGGACUUCAUUACCUGCCUCUUUUUCCAUAGAGUAGUUGUCUUGUCCAACUAGAGCUCCAAUUCUGCAGUCACAGUUCCACCAAAAUACUUGAUGGAGCAGAGGAAAUAUUUUCAAGUUAUGUAUUUUCGUUCUCUAGAUUGUAAUGUGAGAUUCUUCAAGAAUUUAGAAGGGAAUUGAUUAUGGCAUUGGCAGGGAUACUAUAGCAAUUUCUGUCUUUUUUGUCCUUUGUUUUGAUCUGUAAUGUUAGAAAUCACUGAAGGUGGUGGCGUGUAGUUUUCCAAGUUUGGGUUUUGGUUUAUUUGUAAUGCCAAUAUUUUAGUGGACUAUGAAAUCACCAUCUCAAGUUUUUGAGAUUUUUGUUUCAA
Glycine soja is the source of this 1701-nucleotide messenger RNA. Its product is annotated as probable N-acetyl-gamma-glutamyl-phosphate reductase, chloroplastic. Bases 190 to 1365 code for a protein of 391 amino acids. NCBI's taxonomy places the organism in Eukaryota, Viridiplantae, Streptophyta, Magnoliopsida, Fabales, Fabaceae. Gene Ontology annotation, biological process: L-arginine biosynthetic process. The transcript has 14 exons. The record is from RefSeq and is a predicted model, not a curated record. Gene Ontology annotation, molecular function: N-acetyl-gamma-glutamyl-phosphate reductase (NADP+) activity; protein dimerization activity; NADP+ binding.